Pimephales promelas (fathead minnow) is the source of this 2072-nucleotide messenger RNA. It is a transcript of the gene ugt5a1, whose product is annotated as UDP glucuronosyltransferase 5 family, polypeptide A1. The record is from RefSeq and is a predicted model, not a curated record. NCBI's taxonomy places the organism in Eukaryota, Metazoa, Chordata, Actinopteri, Cypriniformes, Leuciscidae. Gene Ontology annotation, molecular function: UDP-glycosyltransferase activity.
GAAGGUGAUCUUCAAGGAGUAGUCGCAGAUUGUCAGGAAGCUCUCAGCAUAUAACACUACUAAACAAAUAGACAAUUAGAUAUACACAAGGUUGUGUAAGAAGAUGCGUCAUUCAGCACCUCUCGUGUUGUUGUCGCUCUUAUGCGUAUUAUUUGGAAUAGAUGGUGGCAAAGUGCUGGUGUUUCCACUGGAUGGAAGUCACUGGGUGAACAUGAAGGUCCUGAUCGAGGAAUUACACUCACGAGGUCACAACGUGACGGUGCUUAGAGCCUCCAACAGCUGGUAUAUCAAGGAGGAGUCUCCUUUCUACACCUCCAUCACCAUUCAAAACACAGGAGGAUUUGAUGAGGAAUUCUUUGGUUCAAUAAUCAGCAAUCUCCUGAAGAUUAAAAGAGAAGGACAUUCCAUUUGGAACCGCAUUCAGCUUGAGUAUGAAAUCAUCAUGAAGUUUAAAAGCAUGCAUGAAGAUAUGUUGCAGAUGAUGGAGAGAUUAUUAGAAGAUGAAAAAAUGAUAAACUCAAUCGAAGAUGGUAAAUAUGACGUGGUGCUUGCAGACCCAGCUUCUGGAGGUGGUCCAAUCCUAGCUUACAAGUUUAAUAUUCCGUUAGUUUUCAACGUUCGGUGGACGAUUCAUGGAGAGGGACAUUUCAACAUUGCUCCUUCCCCCCUGUCUUAUGUCCCUGUCCCAGGAGUGGAGCUAACAGACAAGAUGUCAUUCCUUCAACGUGUCAAGAAUGUUUUGACCUACUUUUUCACCCAGUUCCAGAUUGCAAUCAUCGCUAAACCUGCCUAUUCCUCUUUUUGUCGCAAACAUUUUGGCCCCAACGUUCAUUAUUUUUCUCUUUUCCAGGAUGCCGACAUCUGGCUCAUGAGAAAUGACUUUACCUUUGAGUUUCCAAGACCCACAAUGCCCAAUAUCGUCUAUAUGGGCGGCUUCCAGUGUAAACCAGCCAAGCCCCUUCCAGAUGAUCUUGAGGAGUUCGUGCAGAGCUCGGGAGAUCAUGGAGUCAUCGUCAUGUCUCUAGGCACCCUUAUUGCUCAGCUUCCACAAGACGUCACCAAUGACAUAGCAGCGGCUUUUGCUCAGCUUCCUCAAAAAGUGAUUUGGAGAUAUAUAGGACCUCGACCUGUGACCCUUGGUAACAAUACCUUACUUGUGGACUGGCUCCCUCAGAAUGACCUGCUUGGACAUCCUCAAACUAAAGUGUUUGUGGCACAUGGAGGCACCAAUGGAGUUCAGGAAGCCAUCUAUCAUGGGAUUCCCAUUUUGGGUCUACCAUUAGUGUUUGACCAGCCAGACAAUCUCUCCAGGAUGCGAGCAAAGGGAACAGCAAAGAUUGUGGAUAUUGCGACUCUGGACAGGAAUGUGUUUCUUGAGGCAUUAAAGGAGGUUUUGCAAAACCCAUCUUACAGGGAGAACAUGCAGAGACUGUCUAGAUUGCAUCACGACCAGCCAAUGAAACCUCUUGAUCGUGCCGUCUUCUGGAUUGAGUUUGUCAUGAGGAAUAGAGGAGCCCCUCAUUUACGAACACAGUCUUUCAGAAUGUCCUGGAUCGAGUACCACUCUAUAGAUGUUAUUUUUACUCUAAUGGCGACACUUUUCGUGUUUGCAUUUUUGAUUACAUAUGUGAUUCGAUAUCUUUUUAGAGUUCUUUUUAAAAAGAAAGUAAAAUGUGCAUGACGUAUAAUGUAUAACAUGAUGUACUGAUGAUUUUGUACUGACUAUUUUUUUAGUUUUUUUUUGUUGUCAUUAUCAUUAUUUUGUCAAUAAAUGGCUUAUCAUUUAUUGUCGGUCGAAUCUUGAGCCUCAAUAGAUGCAAACUGUGAUUAAUCCAAGGACUAAAAAAAAGUUUUCCCUGGCAUUAUGAAGUUUAUUUUUUUGUUAAAAUGCAGUUUAAAAGUUUGACUUCAGUAAGACUAAUUUGUCUAUUUGAAUGUCAUGUAAAAGCUUUUAACAGAAAAUAUAUUGAUCACAAAUACUUGGACAGAUGAAGACUCACUGUAAAUCCAUUAUGACUGUUGUGAUUGACUUCAGAUUAUGAAGCAAUAAAUGACUGAAUAACUGCCCAAUU